UUGUGGAAAACAAUUUGGAUGCGACUUCACACUCUCUUCCCCUCCACAGACACACAAAUAUGAAUUAUCCAAUCCCUCUCUGCCGCUCCUCUCUCUUCUCCAUCUAUCCUUUCUCCUCAGCCCAAACCCUCCCCGCUUAACACCCCUCUCAACAAACAAAACCAAAAAGGAAUCGCCAUGAUUAUAAACCUCUCAUCCUCUCACCCAUCUUCUUUCUUUAUCACCAAAUUGAUCAAUUCAAGGUCACCCAUCUCAGAUUUCCCUCUUAAAUCCAAUACCCACUUCUCCAAAUCACGUCUUUCUUCAAUAUGUGAAUCUCUUUCUCCCAAUUUCCAUUGUAAGAAUCAAUUUUUGUAUGGAAAGACUCUGAUACUAUAUUUAGUUGGGAGAAGACCAAAUUUUAGGACUUGGGCGUUUUCUGGAUUUGAGAGUGCUCAGCCAGUUUUAGAGGCAGCUGCCGUGUUGACAGCUAUCAUUGUUGUUCAUGAAAGUGGUCAUUUUUUGGCUGCUUAUCUUCAAGGCAUACAUGUAAGUAAAUUUGCUAUUGGGUUUGGUCCAAUUUUAGCUAAAUUCAAUUCCAAGAAUGUAGAGUACUCUGUUAGAGCAUUUCCUCUUGGUGGUUUUGUGGGAUUUCCUGAUAAUGAUCCUGAGAGUGAUAUUCCUGUAGAUGAUGUAAAUUUGCUUAAGAAUAGACCAAUCUUUGAUAGGGUUCUUGUUGUUUCAGCUGGUGUGAUUGCCAAUAUAGUAUUUGCUUAUGUGAUAAUCUUUGUGCAAGUAUUGUCUGUUGGAUUGCCUGUGCAAGAGGCUUUUCCUGGGGUGCUUGUGCCUGAGGUUCGAGCCUUUUCGGCUGCUUCCCGAGAUGGGUUGCUCCCGGGUGAUGUUAUUCGUUCCAUUAAUGGGAUUCGAUUACCUGAAAUAGGGCCUAAUUCGGUUUCUCAGGUUGUUGAUGCCAUUAAGAAAAAUCCCAAAAGAAAUGUGUUGCUCAAAAUUGGGAGAGGAGAGCAGGAUUUUGAAAUUGGAGUAAUCCCAGAUGAGAGUUCAGAUGGUACAGGUCGAAUUGGAGUUCAAUUAUCUCCAAAUGUUAAGGUUUCGAAGGUUAGACCAAAAAAUUUCAUAGAUGCUUUGAAUUACACUGGACGCGAAUUCUGGGGUCUGACAUCCAAUGUUUUGGACAGCUUAAAACAGACUUUUCUUAAUUUUUCGCAAUCAGCCAGCAAAGUUUCAGGUCCUGUUGCUAUUAUUGCUGUUGGUGCUGAAGUUGCAAAGUCAAAUAUUGAUGGGCUUUACCAAUUUGCAGCGAUUCUCAAUCUUAACCUUGCGAUAAUAAACCUUCUUCCUUUGCCUGCUUUGGAUGGGGGUACUUUGGCCUUGAUUCUCAUAGAGGCAGCCAGAGGUGGGAGAAAGCUCCCUUUAGAGUUAGAGCAGCGUAUAAUGUCAUCGGGGAUCAUGCUUGUUAUAAUUCUUGGGAUAUAUCUUAUUAUCCGUGACACACUUAACCUUAAUUUUAUCAAAGAUUUGUUGUGAUUACUUGUGUAGCCUGAAGGUUGAACACAAUUCGAGUAGGAAGAACUUUCCAAAGGGAUUGGCAUGAAAUGAGGCGUGGAUGCUGUGGUUGCUUGGCAUGGUUUGUUUCUUCUACAAAGACAUUAUGUGGCUGGUUAUCUUUAGCUCCUCGUUCUUAAUCUGUUUCAGCCAAAAUGGAAUUCCUCAUUUUCAUAUAAGCCUCAUUGUUUAUGCUAUUGGUAAGGUUAUCACCUGUGAGAAAUUAUAUGGAUAUGUUUAAAAUAGCAUUCCUUUAUGGUCCUCAGUUCUUAUAGCUGUUGAAUUCAACAAGUUGGAAGUAUUCUGAUGAUAGCUUUCCUCCGGUGUUAGAUAAUCGAAAAUUUAAGAAGACAAAGGGAGAGAACUUUGGCUAUUUGUCAGUAUAAUCUUUCCUAUUACUCUCUCUCUCUCUCUCUGGUUAUAAUUUUUGAAUACUUUGACAUGAAAUUAUCAUUUAUACUAUUCUUGUAAAUUUGGUGAAAUUAGCUACUUAAAGGUCUUGAUUUUUCUGGUUGAUGCAUUUCUUAUUUUUGGACACUUAUGUGCUAAUAUGUUGCUCCUUG
Molecule: messenger RNA, 2105 nt
Organism: Camellia sinensis
Lineage: Eukaryota; Viridiplantae; Streptophyta; Magnoliopsida; Ericales; Theaceae
Source: RefSeq, a predicted model, not a curated record